CGAAAUUUUACCAAAAUUUUCCAAGCCCCUUGAUUAAGCAGGGAUUUCUUUAUUGCUCUUUUUAUUGUUGGCCAGGGUUGAAUGUCCUGCGCAACCAGAUCUAAUUCAUAAAACCAACACCUCCAGCAACAAAUUCAUAUUUCCAACACGGGUCGGAUUUGCGUCCACCCCACCACCCACAGCAACAACUCAACACAGAUGAGAAUUUCAAGCACUUAAACACAGCAUUAUCUGGAGUGAUUCAGUAAUCUCUUGAGAUCUUUCCAAGGCUUUUCUCAAGAUGGCAACGCACACCGCCAUGACGCAGGGCAAUGACCCUAACCUUCGUGCUUCACUUGAGUGCAAAGUCGGCAUUCUGCACUUCGUUUCACCCAAGGAGCAUGGCUGGAAUGGAGUUCUUCGAAAAAGAUUCACUGAUUUCCAGGUUCAUGAGAUCAAUGAAGACGGAGAGGUCGUCCACCUGAAAGACUAUUUCACCAGCAUCAGAGACUACGAGAGAGCUACGGCCAAAAAAGAAGAACUCUCGUCAGAACAGUCGGCACAAGCACAGGCACAAGCACAGAGUAAUGCGAGUGAACCUGGUGCCACUACAGCCACUCCUGCCAAUGCAGGACCGAUUACUGAGGACAGGAUUCAACAACUCGAAAUUGCGCAGAGCUCAGCAACCCAAUUCACUGCAAAGUCUACUACUGAGUCAAAUGCGGGCAAUAAGCAGCAAUCUACAGAUGGCGUCGCAGAAUCUGAUCAGGCAAAACUUACGGAGUUGUUGGGCGAGGAAGCGACCGCAGAGUUGAUGGAUUUUUACAAAAAGAUCCUUGCUGACCCUAAAGCACGACCGCAAAGCCACGGGUUUGUCAAAUUUCCUCGAAUUGCCGACAAAUCUGCACGUACUGCUACUCAUUCGGAAAUUCGCCGUAUCUUCGCCUCUAAAAUCGAGACGGAAACUAACUCUGAUGGCAUCAUCCAGGCAAAAGCUCAACCUGCUCGUGGCAAUUCAAGAUGGGGUAGCCGCUCGGAUAACCGCAACCGCGGCAAUCAGUCCAGCCAGGUUCAGAUUGGCAAGUUUCUGCAUUUUUCUCUUUACAAAGAAAAUAAGGACACCAUGGAGGCCAUCAACAUCUUGGCUGGCGCCUUGAACAUGAGACCCAACUUCUUCAGCACCGCUGGUACCAAGGAUCGUCGCGCAGUAACUGUACAACGUGUGAGCAUCCGUGGUCGUGACCCAAAAAAGGUUCUGAGUGCCAAUGCCAAACUUCGCGGCAUAGCUAUCGGCGAUUUCAAGUUCUCUGAAAAGGAUCUGUACCUCGGCAGCCAUAAUGGGAAUGAGUUCACGAUAGUUUUGAAAGACUGUAACUUCCAGGGUUUCGAAAGUGAACCUUUCGAACGACAACUUGAGAUCGCCCAAUCAACGCUUGACCGCGCUAUUGCCGAUAUUACCAAGAAAGGCUUUAUCAACUACUUUGGCACACAGCGAUUUGGUACCUACGAGAUUGGAACGCAAGUUUUAGGAAUGAAGAUUCUGCAGGGUGACUUCAAAGGCGUCAUUGAGGAUAUUCUUUCCUUCGACCCAGGCUUGGCCGCCACCGACCCAAAAACAUUGCAAGACGACAACAACAACAACAACCGUCUCAUUGAUACGUACAGAGCCAUGGCGCUGGCCAAGUACAAGGAUGGCGAUGACGUAGAGGCAGCAAUCAAGGGGCUUCCAAAGCGAUGUAAUACUGAAUCCACUAUUCUCAGGCACCUCAGUAAAUCGCCUAACGACUAUCACGGUGCCAUUCUGGCCAUUACCCGAAACAUGAGAAACAUGUAUAUACAUGCCUAUCAGUCGCUGGUGUGGAACUUUGUUGCGAGCAAGCGCUGGGAACUUUUUGGUGCCUCAGUCGUGGAAGGCGAUCUGGUCUAUGAUGAGGCAGAUGGAGCAACCAAGACCGGAACGACUGGCCAAAACGCUGAUGAUGACGACGAAGAGAACAUUCAUCUCACGGUGAUGGAUUCCACCAGAGAAGGUUCCAAACAGCCUGUACGUGCAUUGACCACGGAAGAUAUCGCAAGCGGUCGUUAUUCUAUCAACGAUGUCGUGCUAUCUAUUCCUGGAACUAACGUUGUUUAUCCUGACAACAAAAUUGGCGAGUUUUACAAGGAGUUCAUGGGCAAAGAGGAAAACGGUGCCCUUGAUCCUUACAACAUGCAGCGCUCUCAGAAGGCAUUCAGUUUGACUGGUGAUUAUCGAAAGUUCAUGGGUAGCUUUGUUGGUACUCCAUCGGGCAGUGUCCGCUCUUACACACAUGACAAUGAUCAAUUGAUCCCUACGGAUAUGGACUUGAUAAAAGCACGACAGACCAAAGCCCGCGCAGAGGCUGCCGCUGCCGCCCAUGCUCAGGGACCAGCAACAUCUGGAUGGAACUCUUUUGCAAAGAAUGUCCAGACCGACGAGCGCACGGAAGCAAGCGAGAAGUUUGCUGUUGCCCAGCGACGAAAGGCCGAAGAAGUCGAUGACGGUCCUUCUGACGUACGCGUAAAAGACACCUGGAUCCAGACAUCAACGGAUGGAAGCAACAAGCGAAUCAAGGUUGAUUCUACUUCAACCGAGGUUGGUCACGAAAACAACGGAUGCCAGGAGGCCGAUAGUAUGGAGGUCGAUAAGAAGCCGAUUGUAUCACAAGAAGCCGCUCCACUGCCCGCAGAAAAUACUGAACUGUCGAAGCACGAUGGAGCCAACGGCACCUCGGCGCCGGAGCCAUCUUCCAAAUCCCCGCAAUCUGAAUCGGGCGCUAAGACUAUACUGCCCGAAACAACUAGUGAGUCUGCUAACGAACAGAACCCUAAAGCUGGACCAUCGCCGUCCGUUGACACACCCAUGGCCGACCCCUCCCUGGACUCUCAGGUAGAUGCCCCUCUCAGCCCAGAUACUGCAAAGGAGUCGAUGCAACAAGGCCACACAGUACCACCGACUGAAGGACAGAAGAUCGCGAUCGUUCUCAAGUUUUCACUAGGCUCGAGCGCAUAUGCUACCAUGGUGCUUCGUGAGCUUCAGGGUUAGAAGCCGCCAAGCACUGAAGUGUCUAUUGAGUCCACCCGUGCCGUGUCAACUUUGGACCGAGGUAGCGUUUAAAGCGGAUGGGGAGCGAUGGCGAAGCUUUGAUGACCUGCUACAAAGGAGAUCGCUGCGAGUUGGCUUUCGAUCAAUCUACAAACCAAUCACUGCACUCUUUGGGUGGUGGUCCAACGGUUUCACGGUAUCUAUGAUUUGCUACGUGGAAUUGCCAGCUUCAGUAUUAUUACUAGGGAUAGUGUUAUAAAGGAAACAUACCACGUGGAAUCCCCUCCAAAGUUGCAAAUGGUUGAGUGACGAGGGCAAAAAGAAAUAAGGAAUGUCGUCUACUUUGCAGUUGUUGCAUCCUGGUAUUACGUAUGAGCACAAGUAGAUAUCCUAGUUGCCCAAGUGCAAUGAAGAUUUGUUUUGCUUUGAUU
Molecule: messenger RNA, 3474 nt
Organism: Truncatella angustata
Lineage: Eukaryota; Fungi; Ascomycota; Sordariomycetes; Amphisphaeriales; Sporocadaceae
Product: pseudouridine synthase
Exons: 5
Coding region: 281-3043 (920 amino acids)
Biological process (GO): pseudouridine synthesis
Cellular component (GO): nucleus
Molecular function (GO): RNA binding; pseudouridine synthase activity
Source: RefSeq, a predicted model, not a curated record